Molecule: messenger RNA, 551 nt
Organism: Raphanus sativus (radish)
Lineage: Eukaryota; Viridiplantae; Streptophyta; Magnoliopsida; Brassicales; Brassicaceae
Product: cysteine proteinase inhibitor 4
Exons: 1
Coding region: 64-402 (112 amino acids)
Molecular function (GO): cysteine-type endopeptidase inhibitor activity
Source: RefSeq, a predicted model, not a curated record
AAACCAUCAAACACGAAGACACCGUCCAAGAUCCAUAAAGAAAAAGAAAAAAAAAAAGAAAAAAUGACGAUGAAGUCUUUGAUUUGUCUCUCGCUCAUCCUCCUCCCUCUCAUCGCCGUCGUGGAAGGCAACCUCGGUGGGUGGAAGAAUAUUGAAAACUUAUCAGAUCCGAACGUGGUGUCGCUCGCGAAGUAUGCGGUUGAUGAGCAUAACAAGCAGUCGAAAGCGAAUCUGGUGUUCGUGAAGAUAGUCGAGGGGAAGGAGCAAGUGGUUAGCGGGAAAAAGUACGAUCUGAAGAUUGCGGCCAAGGAUGGUGGUGGUGCGACGAAGAACUACGAGGCUGUGGUGGUGGAAAGGGUGUGGGCUCAUUACAGGAGUCUUGAGUCUUUCAAGGCUGUGUAGAUCUGAUUUGGAAUAUUGAUCUGAUAUCUAUAUAGGUUUCCUUGGUUUGAGAUUUUGACACUAUAUGUUGUUGUUUUUUGACAUUAUAUGUUGUUGUUUGGUAAUAAAAAGUCUUCUUGAUAUUAAAUAAAAGAUCUGUUUUACUUGGA